CCUAACUAAAAUAAAAUAUUACAUUCCGAUUCCCAGAAAAUAAUUCGUAAUCAAUUGACCAAACCGAUCGAUCACUGUUGUCAUAAAAGUCAUCGCCAUCUUGGUUUCGUGAUCGAAAAAGACUCGUGAAAAAAUGGAUCAUAUGAUAUCAGAAAACGGAGAAACAAGUGCCGAAGGAUCGAUUUGCGGCUAUGAUUCGCUGCAUCAACUCUUAUCAGCGAAUCUUAAGCCCGAGCUCUAUCAGGAGGUAAACCGGUUGCUCCUUGGACGUAACUGUGGGAGAUCGCUUGAACAGAUUGUUCUGCCGGAGUCUGCUAAAGCCUUGUCUUCAAAACAUGAUUUUGAUCUCCAGGCUGCUAGCUUUUCAGCUGAUAAAGAGCAAAUGAGAAAUCCUCGAGUGGUCAGAGUUGGUCUCAUUCAAAACUCCAUUGCUCUUCCAACCACUGCUCCAUUCUCGGACCAAACAAGAGGAAUAUUCGACAAGUUGAAGCCGAUAAUCGAUGCUGCGGGUGUUGCUGGUGUUAACAUACUGUGCUUGCAGGAAGCUUGGACCAUGCCAUUUGCAUUUUGCACUAGGGAGAGGAGAUGGUGUGAGUUUGCAGAGCCUGUUGAUGGCGAAUCGACAAAGUUUCUUCAAGAACUCGCUAAAAAGUAUAACAUGGUGAUUGUUAGUCCUAUUCUCGAAAGAGAUAUUGAUCACGGUGAAGUGCUUUGGAAUACCGCUGUGAUUAUAGGGAAUAAUGGAAAUAUCAUUGGCAAGCAUCGAAAGAACCAUAUACCUAGGGUAGGAGAUUUCAACGAGAGCACCUAUUACAUGGAAGGAGACACAGGCCAUCCUGUGUUUGAGACGGUGUUUGGGAAAAUUGCGGUUAAUAUAUGUUAUGGCAGACACCAUCCUCUGAAUUGGUUAGCUUUUGGUCUAAAUGGUGCAGAGAUUGUCUUCAACCCUUCAGCAACUGUUGGUGAACUCAGUGAACCAAUGUGGCCUAUUGAGGCACGAAAUGCCGCAAUAGCAAACAGUUACUUUGUUGGAUCCAUUAACCGAGUUGGAACCGAAGUAUUCCCCAAUCCUUUUACGUCAGGUGAUGGAAAACCGCAACACAAUGAUUUCGGGCAUUUCUAUGGGUCAAGCCAUUUUUCUGCACCAGAUGCUUCUUGCACACCGUCUUUGUCCCGUUACAAAGAUGGUUUAUUGAUCUCGGACAUGGAUCUCAAUCUCUGCCGGCAAUACAAGGACAAGUGGGGAUUUAGAAUGACUGCAAGAUACGAAGUCUAUGCCGAUCUUUUGGCAAAGUACAUAAAGCCAGACUUCAAGCCUCAAGUCGUCUCUGACCCAUUGCUCCACAAGAAUUCUACAUAAGAAGAAAAUUUCACUCUGUGAAUCUUCAAAGAAGAAAAGUCCAAUAAUCAAUGUUCAAUCAUUUGUGUAAAUGUAACGGUAACUGAAAAUCUGUUUGUAGCUGAAUAUAUGUUGAUGCCAAAAGGCAGCUCCUUUGCUUUUAUAAUCGAACCGGUUUAUAAUUGAACCGGAAUCCAAUUCCAAAAAUAACC
Messenger RNA from Arabidopsis thaliana (thale cress), 1551 nucleotides. RefSeq names its product beta-ureidopropionase (gene BETA-UP). NCBI's taxonomy places the organism in Eukaryota, Viridiplantae, Streptophyta, Magnoliopsida, Brassicales, Brassicaceae. The record is from RefSeq and is marked reviewed. Gene Ontology annotation, cellular component: cytoplasm. Gene Ontology annotation, molecular function: beta-ureidopropionase activity. The transcript has 6 exons. Gene Ontology annotation, biological process: beta-alanine biosynthetic process. The coding region runs from base 134 to 1360 and encodes 408 amino acids.